Messenger RNA from Diatraea saccharalis (sugarcane borer), 864 nucleotides. The record is from the annotation of a GenBank genome assembly. NCBI's taxonomy places the organism in Eukaryota, Metazoa, Arthropoda, Insecta, Lepidoptera, Crambidae.
AUGAGGGCGAGUGCGCUGCCCGCUCUGCUCACAGCGUUGCUAGCCGCGACGCUCAGCCAUGCCGAGAAGAGCAAGUUCUAUUAUAUGGACUCACUAUGCAAGGACCACUUCCUUCAGCGGCAGUACAGAAAACUGGACGGCGGUGUUCUCUGGUCUCGCAACGAGCGGAACUUGGACUGCACGGUGACCUUCCAAACGCACAGUAUCCUGCAGCGGUUCAUGCUGCACUUCGACCUGCUGCAGCUCGAUUGCAACGACCACCUGUAUGUGUAUGAUGGCGCACAUGCUACAACACCACCUAAGGCGGAUCUGUCAUGUCGCAACACCAAGCAGCAGGUGGGCGCCCUGUUCACGCGUAGCAACUUCGUGACCCUGAAAUACGUGACCGAUAACUGGGGCACCGAGACCAACGGGUUCAAAUUAGUCAUCACAGCCGUCAAAGACCCCAAACAUGGCUGCAAGGCAUUCAGGUGCAAGCAGCGAGAGUUCUGCGUAAGCGCAGACCUGAUGUGCGACGGCGUGGACCACUGCGCUGAUGGCUCCGAUGAGGACACGGCCGCACUCUGUCCCGAAAGUGGUGGUGUCGGUGUCGGCAGCACGUGGGUGGUGGCGGGUGGCAGCGGCGCCGCGCUGGUGGCGCUCCUAGCGGCGGUGCUCUGCUGCUACUGUCGCCGCCGCGCUGUAGCGCAGCGAACGCAUUUGCAAAUGCAACAGAUGGCGAGCAGCAACGGCGCGGGCAAGCCGGGCAGCUCGCCGGUCCGUGCGGGCGACACUCGCCUGCCGGGAAACUGGGCGCUCCCUGCGGGCCCGCGCGGGCACACGGCGCCGCGUCCGGGCCGCCUGCGGGCGCGGGCCCAGCGCUGA